AUGCCGGAAUUAAAUGUUUGGUAUGGUCCUGAUUCGUACAUGGGAGCAAAUAUUGUAAAGUUAUUCCAGCAGAUGACAUUGAUGACUGAUGAAGAAAUUGCCAAUAUUCACCCUAAACACAGCCUAAACUCCAUCAAAUCAUUGCUUUNCCGUCUUCAUUAUUUCCANGAAGGAACGUGUAUCGUACAUCAUCAUUUCGGUCAUGAGGUAGUGGAGAGAAUAAAGUACAUGUACUGUGAUGCCUUUCUUACUGCACACCUCGAGGUUCCAGGUGAAAUGUUUUCACUAGCAAUGGAAGCAAAGAAAAGGGGAAUGGGUGUUGUUGGAUCCACACAAAACAUACUAGAUUUNAUCAAGCAGAAGGUUCANGAAGCAGUGGACAGGAAUNUUGAUGACCACCUCCAGUUUGUUCUAGGAACAGAGUCAGGAAUGGUAACAUCCAUUGUUGCNGUGAUCAAGAGUUUGCUAGGUUCUUCCAAGUCGUCUAAAUUAAAAGUUGAAGUAGUGUUUCCGGUGUCAUCAGACUCUAUGUCAAAAACUUCUUCAGAGGGUCCAAACUCCAUUAGAGUUGGUGAUGUGGCAUUACCAGUUGUACCGGGAGUAGCAGGUGGUGAAGGCUGCUCUAUUCAUGGGGGAUGUGCAUCAUGUCCAUAUAUGAAGAUGAAUUCGCUUAACUCGCUCUUGAAAGUUUGCUACAAUUUACCUGAUGUGGAAAAUGCAAUCGGGGAAUUCAAAGCAGAGCGAUUUAAACAUAAAAUCCCUAAUUCGAUUUCUUCAUCUUCUCGAUUUCAUCUCAACUUUGUCAAAGAGAUCUGGGGUUUUUAG
This is a messenger RNA of Arabis nemorensis, 825 nucleotides long. Lineage: Eukaryota; Viridiplantae; Streptophyta; Magnoliopsida; Brassicales; Brassicaceae. The record is from the annotation of a GenBank genome assembly.